AUGUCUACAUUGACGCAGUCUCGGUCUUCAGUCCCGUUGUCAACACGGAAAUCAUGCGCAAAUACAUACCUGCACUCUCCUCCUAGGGUAUCAGUGCUUGUCCUGCAGAAACGCUUCUCAACUUCCAAACCACCGGAAGAACCGAAUGAAGCGAACGAAUCGACUACCUCUAAAAUUUCCGCCCCAGCCAAACGGCUACUGUCCAAGAUUCCCCUUGCUAAAAGCCAUGAGAAUAUUUACACUAUCCCUAACAUUCUCACCUUCACACGACUACUGGCUGCACCGGCGGUGGGCUACCUCCUUGUCCAUGAAUACCAUGCAGCCGCACUGGCGCUGUUCGCUUAUGCAGGCAUCACCGACCUUGUCGACGGAUACAUCGCUCGGCGAUAUUCGCUGCAGACGGUUGUGGGGACAAUUAUUGACCCCAUGGCCGACAAACUACUGAUGACGAUUGGAGUUGCAUGCUUAGCGGUGAACGGGGCUCUUCCCGUAUGGCUAGCCGUGAUCAUUCUCGGCCGCGACAUUGGAUUGGCCAUCUCUGCGAUCUACUACCGGUGGAUCUCUCUUCCGCCACCAAAGACCAUGGCGCGGUACUGGGAUUUUUCGCUUCCCUCUGCCGAAGUCAAGCCGACCGAGAUCUCGAAGAUCAACACUGCGCUGCAGCUGGUGUUGGUUGGUAGCGCAAUUGCUUUGCCUGUGGUACCCGAGCCCAUCAUCAGUGCUUGGCAUUUGGGUGAAGUCAUGACUGGAUUCCAGUACCUUGUUGCUGGCACUACUAUCUGGUCGGGCCUGAGCUACGUCUUCUCCAACAAUGCGGUGAAGAUCCUCAGCAAAGAGGAAGUCCAGAAGCGGAUCGCUGCUGCAGCCGCCAAACGCAAGCACUGA
Messenger RNA from Penicillium chermesinum, 885 nucleotides. Its product is annotated as cardiolipin synthase. Gene Ontology annotation, molecular function: cardiolipin synthase activity. Gene Ontology annotation, biological process: cardiolipin biosynthetic process. Gene Ontology annotation, cellular component: mitochondrion; membrane. The transcript is spliced from 5 exons. The coding region runs from base 1 to 885 and encodes 294 amino acids. Lineage: Eukaryota; Fungi; Ascomycota; Eurotiomycetes; Eurotiales; Aspergillaceae. The record is from RefSeq and is a predicted model, not a curated record.